Molecule: messenger RNA, 2042 nt
Organism: Antechinus flavipes (yellow-footed antechinus)
Lineage: Eukaryota; Metazoa; Chordata; Mammalia; Dasyuromorphia; Dasyuridae
Product: T-cell-interacting, activating receptor on myeloid cells protein 1-like
Exons: 5
Coding region: 768-1607 (279 amino acids)
Cellular component (GO): plasma membrane
Source: RefSeq, a predicted model, not a curated record
CAAAUACCAUUUCCACAUGAAACCUUUCUGGAUUUCCCAAAUGGUGAGGGACUCCCUUCCCAAGUUACCUGGGAUUAAACUUCACUGUAUUUGCACAGUGUCCCAAAAAUCUUAACACAGAUUUAAGCUUUCAUAUUUCAACCUUCUGUAUGAAUAUUUAUUAAUAUCAAUGUUUAUUCAUUGGAUAUUUAUUCAUUUCAUUUCCAUCAAUUGAGAUUCAUAAUCUGUUCUUGCGGUUGUCUCCUCUAGUAGACUGUCCACUCCUUUUGAGUAGAGACUAUUUCAUUCUUUGUACCCCCAGGCCAGGAAAGUAGGAGGUCUUUAAUAUUUGUUGACACAAUUUUAGCUGUGUGAGCUCUAUGAAGCUCAGUUUUCUUUUUGAGUUUUUUGUUUGUUUGUUUUAUCUCUGAAGUGGUAAAGUAGAAAGUGGGACUUGGAGACAGGAAGAGUUGAGUUCAAUUGCCUGUUCACUUAGUAGCAUAAAUCAGUAUCAGUUUACUCAUCUGUAAACUGGGGGACCUGGGCUGAGGGCCUCCAAGCUUCCUCCCAGACCUAAGUCUAUGAGCCAAUCAAUGUCUCAAGACUCAGCCAAGUCUAGAUUUCUGCUCCCAUGUGCCUCUAAUUCUUGAUCUUGCUUCUCCCAAGAGUUCCUCCCCAAGCCAUUGCUAUGUGCCUUGCCCAGAGCCAUAGUGAGCCCAGGGUGGAAUGUGACCUUGCGGUGCUGGCAUCCUGCCCAGUCGUCCCUCCAGGGAUUGAGGUUUGCUCUGAUGAAAGUGGGGAUCACAGAAGCCUUACAGAGCCAGAGUCCCGAGGGGACCCACGUUGACUUCUCUCUGCCACAUGUGAGCACCAAGAAUACCGGGAGCUACAGCUGCCUUUACUAUGAAGUGAAUGCCCCCCACAGGACAUCGGAACCUAGUGAGAAUCUGGACCUGUUGGUGACAGGCUACCUCCCCAAACCCUCUCUCUUGGCCAGACCCAGUUCCAUGGUGUCCCCAGGAGAGAACGUGACCCUUUGGUGUUGGCGGCCUCCCCAUGCAGACCUCCAGGAAGUGAAAUUUACUUUGCUUAAAGCUGGGACCCUGAAGCCCUUACAAUAUCAGAGUUCAGCAGAGAUCCAGGCUCCUUUCUCCCUGCUGUCUGUCAGAGCGGAGGAUGCUGGGAACUACACAUGCUUUUACUCUGAGACAGAGCCCCCUUACAUGAUGUCAGAGCCUAGCAGUGUCCUGGAGCUAUUGAUUACAGGUUCUCUUCCCAAGCCCUUGCUCUCAGUCCUUCCAGGUCCUGUGAUAGCCCCAGGAUUUCAUGUCACAUUCCAGUGCCAGCAGCCACCCUGGUUUUCCCUCUGGGAACUGACAUUUGCAUUGUUUAAGGCUGACAUCCCUGACCCCUUACAGCAACAGAGACCAAUGGGUACCCAGGCUUCCUUUCCCAUCCUGGUUGCUAGGACCCAAGAUUCAGGGAACUACAGCUGUGUUUACUAUCAUUCAAGAAUACUUCAGCACAAAGUGUCAGAACCCAGUGAUCCCCUGGAAAUCUGGAUAACAGAUUCAAGCGUCAAUUCACACCAUACACAAGACACACACUUUAUAUAUGCUGGCUAUUAACAUUGUGAGAUGAUCAGCUGUGAUAGACUGAGCUCUUCUCAACAGUGCAAGGAUCCAAGACAAUCCCCAAAGAUUCAUGGUGGAAAAAUGCUAACUGCAUCCAGAGAAAGAACUAUGAAAUCUGAAUGCAGAUCAGAGCAGACUAUUUUUGCUUGUUUUUUUGGUGGAGGGGAGAACUUUUUGGGUUUUUACAUUUUGUUCUGUUUCUUCUUUCACAACAAGACUAAAGUGCAAAUAUGUCUAACAUGAUUGAACAUGCAUUGUCAAAUGUAAAUUGCUUAUCAUCCUGGGGGGUGGAGAGGAGUAAAGGAAAGGAGGAAUAAAAUUUUGUAAUUCAAAAUCUUAUAAAAUAUAUGUUGGAAGCUAUGUUUACAUGUAAUUGGGGAAAAUAAAAUACUAAUUACAAAAAUCAACUUUUGAACAUUAAAAAAUAAA